AUGCAUUCGAGCGAGUUCGACGGCGCCGCAGCCUUCUCCGGCGGUGGUUUUAUGCCGUCUCAGCCACUCAGGUUACGUUUGGUAGGAAGCAUUGAAAAUGAGGGAUUGGGAUUACAAGCCACUCUUGUAGGAAGGGUGUGCAACAAAGCUGGAAGGAUUACUGAUGUUACUUUUGUACUAGAUGAUGGGGCUGGAAAGAUUGGGUGCAGUAAAUGGCUUCAGGAAGAUGUAGACACCAAUGAAGCGGAGGGUCUCAGGUCUUUGAACGACUUUAACGAGAUUGCAAGUCCCUUCGUUGAUUGUAUAUACGUCCAUCUCUAUAAUACCAGGGUGCAGUUCUCUGGUCAGCACAUCAAUGGUCAGAAGAGUGUUGAAGAUAGGGUCUUGGAUAUCUUGCACCUUCCCUCGAACAGGGCAAAAGAGGAGGGUGUCUCUCGGGAUCUUAUGUGCAGAGCAUCUUGGACUUCCUCUGGAUAA
This is a messenger RNA of Neltuma alba, 477 nucleotides long. RefSeq names its product replication protein A 32 kDa subunit B-like. The record is from RefSeq and is a predicted model, not a curated record. Gene Ontology annotation, cellular component: DNA replication factor A complex; chromosome, telomeric region; site of double-strand break. Gene Ontology annotation, molecular function: single-stranded DNA binding. The coding region runs from base 1 to 477 and encodes 158 amino acids. Lineage: Eukaryota; Viridiplantae; Streptophyta; Magnoliopsida; Fabales; Fabaceae. Gene Ontology annotation, biological process: nucleotide-excision repair; DNA replication; double-strand break repair via homologous recombination. The transcript has 6 exons.